This is a messenger RNA of Panicum hallii, 2115 nucleotides long. RefSeq lists its product as uncharacterized. The transcript has 3 exons. The record is from RefSeq and is a predicted model, not a curated record. NCBI's taxonomy places the organism in Eukaryota, Viridiplantae, Streptophyta, Magnoliopsida, Poales, Poaceae. Bases 1 to 1239 code for a protein of 412 amino acids.
AUGUCGCUGUCGCCCUCGGCUCUUUCCAGGAUCACAGGACGCCGUUGGGACAGGUGGCUGCACAGCCGCUGCCGGCCGUUUCUGGCCGGGGACACCUGGCGCUGCCCGUCGUGCUCGAGGACGUUGUACAGCCAAAAGUGGCUCUGGACUCUGGAGCGCGGCCUCCACGCGACAAAAACGUGCGCUCUAGGAGAAGACCAGCACGACCGACCAGCUGCGGAAGCUAGCGCCGCGCGGCAGACGGCUGGCAGUCCUGGCACGACGUCGCCGGUGCACACGCCUCCUGCCCGCCACGUUCCGGAGCGUGUGCAGCGCAGGUCGACGGACUCGAGCAGGUGUGCUGUGCUCCGGCCGCCGGUCUCUGCAUGGGCGCCACCUCUCCUCCCCGUACCCCCUCCAGAUUUUGCAGGCCGGCGACGUCGGCCGCCGGUUGGGUUGACAUCCGAGAGCGACGCGGCAGGGACGGAUCCCGCCGCUCGAGGACCACGCGACGCGACCAAACGCCGCCGCGCGCUCUCGGCUUCCCGGCCCCCGCGGGCGGCAAGUGCCCCGACAGAGACGGCGCUCCCGUCCCGGCGCGAGCAGGAGCCCCGCGGCCACCUGGCGCCCCGCGUGGCGGCGCUCCGGAGAACCGCGACGCCCGCAGGUGCGCUCGCGGCGAGACGAGGCGCCCAAGUUCACGUGCGCUUCUGCCGAUCUUUCGCGUGGGCAGGGCGGUGCGGUGCGCACGGGCGUCGUGCGACUCCGAAACGGCCGGGCCCCGGCCCGUUGGUCGGCCGGCCGCUUAGAUCCUGCCGUCGUCGGUCGGAAGCCCGGGAUGGACAAGUGCUGCUGGCGCGUGCUCCCGCUGACGACGGGUGUACGACGACGGUGCUUGGGCGGGCCGGGCCACUACUUUCCGCCCACUACUCGCGCCACGGGAUGCUGCAGCGAAGCUUCACGCGCCGUUCCCUUUCUCUGAAGCUCUUGGCCCUUCCCGUGACCGCGCGCCCUCUCCAAAGGCACUGGCGUCUCGAGAUCGCAAUGCUUCAGGCCGGAGAUGGUCCCGGUACGCUCCACGAAACCUCGUCGAUUCCAAGCACGAACGUGCAACCUGAGAUUUGGACGGCGAUUUGUGCGUGGCCCGUUCCAGUCGAUCUGACGCUCAAGCAGCGUGACGCAGCGCGAUUCGGCCAUGCGGCGCGGCGGCACGAACGGCGCCGCCUUGGGCACUCUUGGCCUAACGCACUUGCUGAUUGACCCUUGAGCAGCUCACGAGAUACCUGGCCACCAGUCGAACGGCAAAGGCAAAGCACAGACAGAAAGCAGGAUCUUUCGGAAACAAGCUGUUAGUAGUGGGUUUGACAGGUUCAAGUGGUACUUGUACUUGGUAGUUGGAGUGUACGUACCGAGCCGAUACAGUACAGAUAUACCAACCAUUCUCAUCGUACGGCCACUGCUGACAGUAGUGCGCCACCUUGUGUACUGCGUGUUUGGUGAGCCUGGCAGAGCAGACAGGGGAGCAGACAGAGCCAGGACUGCCAUGGACCGGGCCAACAUACAUGAGGCAGGCAACAGUAGGUGGUUUUGGCAGGUACAAACUAGAUGAAGCACUCCCGAAUCUGGAUUGCCAAAAAAAAAAAAACUACUUCCUAUGGCGAUGUAGAGCAGAUUGAGCAUGCCUGGGGACUUGGGGAGUGCUGACCUGACGGAGGGCGGAGCCGCGACGAGCCCAGGCGGCCGGCAUCGGGAAUGGAAGCCAGCCACGUUCCGAAACGGGAAGAACCAGGACAAGGCCCCCGGCCGUCCUCGGCGCCUGCCACCGUCACGGCGCCGAGCGCGCGCCGGUGGACGAACAGGUGGGUGGUGUCCCGCCGCAUGGGCGCCACCUAGUACAUGUGUGCCACGGCGACGUCACUGCAUGCGCCAUGCGCCAGUGCAUGCUGCUCCGACUGUGGGCAUGUACCAGUCCUACUCGGCCAGGUGGAGCGUAUCUGCGUCAUCCCAUAGCAGGAGGCUUGACUUCGAAUUUGUAGCCGGGGAAUGUACGAGUACACCCACAUGUGAAUUUUAUGCUCGACUGCUACGAAACGCCUCAUACGUUUCGAUUUCAGACACCUCUCUCUUCUGCAGCAU